Molecule: messenger RNA, 1194 nt
Organism: Trypanosoma cruzi
Lineage: Eukaryota; Euglenozoa; Kinetoplastea; Trypanosomatida; Trypanosomatidae
Product: phospholipase A2-like protein, putative
Exons: 1
Coding region: 1-1194 (397 amino acids)
Molecular function (GO): 1-alkyl-2-acetylglycerophosphocholine esterase activity
Source: RefSeq, a predicted model, not a curated record
AUGAAGAUCACUGCAAAGGAUUGGUUGCUGUCGUUGCACUUCCUGCCGCUGGAGUGUGGCAUGCUGAUUGCCGUACUUGUGUUCUGCAUGGCGCCCAAUUAUGCCGUUUGGUCACUGAUGUUUUUUAUAUCAGGCCUUUUGUGUACGUUUGCAAUGUUCAACAUUCUUCCUCUUGCACCGCUGAAGUCUGGAGGCACACAUCACAUUGGCAUUCGUCACAUCACGCGAGAGAUUGCUGUGUACUACCCAACUUUUAUUAAGCCGAUUGAAGGGGAACCUUGGCUUCCUGGUAAUGAUUCCCAUUACAUCCAGACCAUGGCGGCGGGGGCCAGGGUACGCUCGCUGUGGCUAAGUCAUUUGAAGCUUGUGCGGAUUCCCUGUACUCGAAAUGCGAGCAUCGUAUCAUUAAUGACACAUGACGGAGGGCCUCGGAAAGUUUUUAUUUUUAGUCACACCUUAUCUACCCAUCAUUUGGCAUACUCACGACUUGCAUUGGCUUUGGCUGCAUCCGGAGCGUUGGUGUACAGCGUGCUCCAUGCAGAUGGAAUAGAUGUUUCUUUUGAGAGGAGCAGCCUUGGCUCAUCGGUGGGUGAGGAAGAAGAAGAAUUUCCGUGUGAACGAGGGCUGACUCAAGAGGGCAUGUUGAUGCAACUUCAAAAACGUAUUGAAGAUGUUGUUGGUGUUAUCGAGGGCAUUUUUCGAGGGGAAAUGCUCCGACAGCUGCAGGUUGGGCCAGUGGAAUUGCAGUCAUUUCUCUCUUCUGGUGCCAAAGUCAAUCUCAUUGGCCACGGCUUUGGCGCGUUGACGAUGUUGGCCGUUGCUGUGAAGGCCACCGCAAUUUUAUCGUUUAUAAAUUCCAUUGUUGCCUUUGAUGCAUGGCCGCUGAGUCUUCUGGACCGUACUGUGGGGGAUCCAAUCUCCAUGCCGUCGCACAUCAAGGUGCAGCUUUUUGACUCCGAGGAGUGGUCUGAGCGCCGUGUGUACGCUGUGCGAGUGGAGGAGCUAAAGGGGCGUUUUGCCUCCUCCGGUGUCUCAUGCCUCCGUACGACCUGCAGUGGGACCGACCACAUGUCUGUCAUGGACAUGGGACUCCUGUUGCCCCUAACGAAACGACGGCGUUUUGCCUCCAAGAAAUCGUCCAAGCUCAUCCCUAUGUUGGCCACUGAGGUACUACGAUGCACAGAGGGAUCAUAA